AUGGCACAGGAAGCUGGCAGCAGCACGAGUGCCCCCGACCUGGCAACACUCAGGCAGUGCAGGCGGGGCCUGCAGCCCAGGGGUGGAGGCCGAGGUUUGGGAGUUCUGGGACCAGCAUCACCCCUUGGGGCCAAGGGUCUGCCCGGGGUGGGUGGUCAGUGCUCGGACUGCGAUCCACGGCCCUGGACUCUCAGGAGUGGUUCGCACACCCAGACAGCAGGGCCCCAGACUGUGACCCAGAGUUCCGACUGUGCCAUCCAGGUCGGGGCUGGAGCCGUAUUGGUGCCCAGGAGGUCUGCUGACAAAGGCCAGUGGGCGCCACCCGAGGGUGCUGACAGUGUGUCCGAAAAGCUGCUCAGGAAGAGCAAAGAGUCACCACUGGUACCUGCCGUCACUCUGCCCACAGGACUGGCGGGCUGCCUGGGGGUGGCCACAUACAGGAUCUCCAGCAAGUUGUCCAUGCACCUGAUCUACACGCGCGUGGCCGCACAGGCGUGUGCCGUGGGCGCCAUCAUGCUAGGUAAGCACUGGCCGGGGCAGGGAGGACCCUGCAGCCAGAGGCCCAUGACCCAGGGCCACAUGGGUGCCUCCUGUCCCUGCUCACCAGAAACUGUGCGGCAGUCUCAUGACAACCUGCCCAGCAGGUGAGAAAAUCACAGCGGGACAUGCGCUGAUUUCUUGUCCUCUCUGGAUUUGAGAGCAGCAGCCUCAGGAAGCUGAGGCAGGAGAAUUAUUAGUUCAAGCCUUGUUUUUUUAGGUACUGGGGAUCGAACUCAGGACCUUCCGCUUGAGAGGCAGGCGCUGGAACCACUGAGCUAAAUCCCAGGCCCUUAUUUUUUUUUAAAAAAGCAAACUGUGCUCACUUUGGCAGCACAUAUACUGAAAAAAAAGCAGACAGGUACUUGCUGGCUGUGGAAUAAUCCCAUGCACUGCCGCAGUUUCCCAGGUGCAUGGCAACAGCCACCUCCAGCCUGGGCACGAAGGCUGCCGAGGCUUCUCAGAGAAUGCUGUGCCCUGUGAACGGUCAGAUGGCCGCCGGCUGCGUGGCCAAGUGCCUGGAGCAGCUGUGGGCCCUGGGGCA
This is a messenger RNA of Heterocephalus glaber (naked mole-rat), 1081 nucleotides long. The record is from RefSeq and is a predicted model, not a curated record. NCBI's taxonomy places the organism in Eukaryota, Metazoa, Chordata, Mammalia, Rodentia, Bathyergidae.